AUGGCGUCUGCAAACAUUUCAUAUAUCUCUGGAAACUCCAGGCAACUCUCUACCGAUUCUGUCCUCGCUUUCGACCAGCAGAGCUUUCAAACCUGGGUGAGCUCACUAUCCGGGCGUGACGCUGGAAUCCUCCUCGCCCUCAACAUCACCUCUUUUAUCGUUUUCCUCCUCUACAUAUUCCUUAAGCCUCUACGAUACCUUACGCCGAGAUGGCUCAAGCCUUUUGCUCAAGAGACUGGGCUUCGUCAGAAGAAUGGCAAGCGGUGGACUUUUUGGACGCCUUGCUUGAUGGCCAUUAGCUUUCUGGGACUCGCUCUGGCUGUUUGUUCUGCUAUUCUCAACCCUCGACUACCUAUUUCAUUUCUGGAUAUUGCGCCAUGGACUGUUGCGAUGCUCAUUACGCUAUUCGACCGUCCUACAAAGACCCCGAGGUUGUUGUUCGUUCAGUAUCUCCUCAUGACGUCGGCAACACUCGUCAUCUGCGCUGCUCACUAUAUCAACUUCAAGACAAUCAACCUCAACGUCUUUCAAUCCCUUCGAUUUAUUCUGACACUUGUCGCUAUUCUCAUCAUUGGCAAUAUGCCUCUUCGAAAUCAGUCAUGGGGAGCUUCAGACAUUGGAAGCUCCAAACGCGACCCUACCAACCUUCUCCGCAGCCCAGAAGAUAACCUCACCCUCUUCCAAUUCUGGACCGUCACUUGGGUGUAUCCUCUUGCUAAAAUCUGCCGCAAGCGAGAGAUUUCUGUUGAAGAUGUUUGGCAGCUGCCUCACGACUUUCAGCACUUUCGACUAUACAUGGCCUUUCGCGAGCUCAAAGGCAAACUCCUCCCAUGCCUCAUCGAAGCCAACGGUCUCGACCUCUUCAUCUCUACUCUCCUCGCCAUUGUUGAGCGCGUCUCUGAAGUUUCUAAUCUUCGUCUUACCAGCAAGUUGUACCGCGCUCUCGAUGACAAUGACCCUGCAGAGGCUGGUCUCUGGUGCGUGGUGAUGCUCGCCAUCGACACCAUCCGUCAGGUUUCAAAGACUACUUCAGGAUGGUACUCUCGCAAGGCGUAUGAGAGAUGCCGUGGCGAGACGUUUAUCGGAUUGUUUGGUAAACUCUUGACUCGUGCUGUUCCUGGAUCUGAGAUGACCGAGAAGGAUCCUGCUGCGGGAGAGGACCAAUUCAAUGCUCAUCCUACUCGCCUUGACAAGGUCAAGCAAUUCUUCAACGGAUGCUUUGGUCGAAAGAAAUACAAGCCCAUUACUACAGAAACCCCAAGCAACCAGGCUUCCAACGCCAAGGUGGUCAACCUGGUCCGCGGCGACACCUACGAGAUAUCGCAGCGGUUCUGGGAGUUCCCCAAGGUAAUCGCGCAGCCUAUCAAGGUCAUCGUCACCGUUUACUACCUCAUCGACAUCAUGGGCUGGCCUUCAUGUGUCGGCUUCGGCUUCAUGGUUCUAUUCCUCUGCUGCAACUCGCUCCUCGUGAAGCAGGUCAUCAAGCUGGAGCGACAGCGGACUGCUCACUCUGAUCGGAGAGCACAGGCUGUGGCGCACUUUGUUGAGGCUAGUCGCCCGCUCAAGCUCAAUGGGUGGACUUCUUCUUGGAGUGAGAGGAUCAUGAGGUUUCGUGAUUUGGAGAUGAGGAAGCGUCUACAAAUUUCGUUUGUCAAUGCUGCCAUUUCGACGAUUAAUGUUCUCGGAGGAGCUACUUAUCCUUUUGCGAGUAUCUGUCUUUACACGCUUGUCCUUGGACAGGGUCUUCCUAACGAUGUCAUCUGGCCUUCACUACAACUCUUUGCGCAGCUCGAGUCCGGAACAAAGGAGGCAUUUGACUUGAUCUCUGCUUACUGGAAGGCUACUAUUCCCGUCGACCGAGUCAACAAGUACAUGUCUGAACCCGACAGAGACGAAGACGCCUUUAGCGGAUCCUCUACAAAGGACAUUGAACUCUCCGUCGCCUCCUUCUCGCGACCUGCUACCGAACACCUCGUCCUCAGGGAUCUCACCCUCAAGAUAACUACUGGUCUCACUGUUGUCAGAGGCAAAGUCGGUUCUGGAAAGUCUAGCUUGCUUCUUGCGAUUCUCAACGAGAUGGAACACCGAAGCGGUCUCUUCUCCCGACCCGAUGAACCUAUUGCAUACGCUCAACAACUCCCCUGGCUGCAGAACAAGACGAUCCGCGAAAACAUCAUCUUCCACGAACCCUUUGACUCAGCACGAUAUCGAGAUGUCAUCAACGCAUGUGCCCUCGUUCCCGACCUUGCGACACUUCCAGACGGUGAUCGAACCAAGCUUGAGGAGGGAGGUAUCGGUCUCUCUGGAGGACAAAAGGCUCGCGUGGCUUUGGCUAGAGCUGUUUACAGUCGUUGUCGUAUUCUUCUUCUAGAUGACCCUCUUGCUGCCUUAGAUCAUGAUACUGCGAGAUCUAUCGUUCAACGUUUCCUUCGAGGACCUUUGGCAAAGGAUCGAAUCAUUGUUCUUGUCACGCAUAGAGAUGAUUUGGUUCUUAAGCAUGCUGAUCAGGUUAUCGACAUUACCAACGGUUACGCUCACGUCUUGACCCCUCAGGAGCUUGAGGAAGAGCUGGAGCACCCUCACCACGUCGACUCAGGCCCUGUCGGAACUCAAGCCCACGAGAUUCCACAAGAUCACUCUACUGAGGAUAUUCCUGGAGUCAAGGAUGUGCCGGAACAGGUUACUGAGACAGGCGCCAUUCCCUUGUCCAUCUACAUCAAGUAUAUGGGUGCUGGUGGAUGGCAUCUCUGGAUCUCCCUUGCCGUCUUUUACAGCUUCUCCCGGUGGUGCGACAUUGCUCGAGCCGGUCUCCUCGAAGCAUGGGGAUCCGAGUCUGUCAACCUCGAGGACUCGGUGACAAGCGGUUACUGGGGUCUUCCCGAUCCUGGUCAACACCCUUCUCCCUGGCUCGGUGUACUUGGUGGUCUCUCCCUCGCGCAGAUCGUGUCGUUCGCCAUCGCUCAGAUCCUUCUGGCAUCCAUCAGCAUCAACGCCGCGCGUGGACUGUUCAGGAUCGCCAUCGAAAAGGUGAGCAAGGCUUCUUUCCGGUACCACGACACGACUCCGACAGGACAGCUCAAGAACCGCCUGAUAUCCGACAUGGGCAUGGUGGACGGUGGAAUCCUGGCGCCUCUGGAAGCGUUCGUGUACAACCUCAUUGCUCUGGCUUUGAGUCUUGCCGCCAUCAUGACGCACCAGGUUUUCCUCGUGAUUAUCCUCGUCGCCGUGGCGCUCCUGUUUGUCUACUUCUUCCGGAUCUACGUGCCUGUUUCCCGCUGUCUUCGCCGUAUGGAGAUGAGGUAUCUCACUCCGAUUAUUGCCAACAUUGGUGUCAUGCAGGACGGGCUGGUUACGAUCCGCGCGCUCAAGGUUGAAGGUCGGUUUCAGGACAGACACCUCGAGGCUGUCGACGACUUUCAGAAGCAGGACCACUUCUUCUGGAGCAUGGCCUUCUGGCUAGACUGCAGACUCGGCAUGUCGUCAGCCGUUAUGCGAGCCGUCCUGGUCUUGUCGAUGGUGUACAUGGGGACACCAGCAAGCGCCGUCGGUUUCGUUCUGACGCAGACAAACAUUGCCAUGAGUGCUGUCCAGCAGCUGUGCGAGAAGUUUGCGGCUCUGCAGUUGGAUGCUGUGUCUCUGGAGCGAGUUGAUGCGUUGAACCGGAUUCCCGAGGAGCCGAAUGGUGAUAUCGAGCCGCCCAAGGAUUGGCCCAGGCCUUGCGAUGACGUCUGCUUCGACUCCAUGUCGUUCAAGUACGACGAUCAUCUCCCUUCUGUCUUGGACCGUGUCACUUUCGAGAUCCCUGGUGGUUCAACUUGUGCGGUCCUGGGUCGAACUGGAUCAGGCAAGUCAACCCUCGCCAACGCUCUCUUGGCAACGCGAGCCCCUGCGGAGGGCUCGGUCAAGAUUGGAAGCGUAGAUCUUUCCCAGGUUGACCGCACAGCUUUGCGUAACCGCGUCACUUUCAUCCAGCAGGAUCCGACUCUCUUCCCUGGCACGUUGCGCGAUAACAUCGAUCCAUCCGGGGAGUUUUCGGAUGAAGAGUGCACGAAUGCCAUCCACCGUGUUCUUGGUGAGGAAUGGAGUCUGGGCUCUCAGAUUGACGCUGGAGGCAAGAACCUGAGUCAAGGACAGAGACAGCUGGUUGGUAUCGGACGAGCCGUCUUGCGGAGGAGUGGACUGGUGAUUCUAGACGAGGCCACCGCGUCCAUCGAUCGCGGUACCGCAGCGACGGUUCAGCGCAUCUUGAGACAGGAACUAAAGAACAGCACUGUCAUCACGAUUGCGCAUCGUCUAGAGGCUGUGGAGGAUGCAAACUGGUGCUUGCGUCUGGAUCAUGGAAAGGUUGUUGAAUGCGGACCGGCGAGAAACCUGAGGUAG
Fusarium keratoplasticum is the source of this 4380-nucleotide messenger RNA. RefSeq lists its product as uncharacterized. Gene Ontology annotation, biological process: transmembrane transport. Gene Ontology annotation, molecular function: ATP binding; ATP hydrolysis activity; ABC-type peptide transporter activity. The record is from RefSeq and is a predicted model, not a curated record. Gene Ontology annotation, cellular component: fungal-type vacuole; membrane. The transcript has a single exon. Bases 1 to 4380 code for a protein of 1459 amino acids. Lineage: Eukaryota; Fungi; Ascomycota; Sordariomycetes; Hypocreales; Nectriaceae.